This is a messenger RNA of Iphiclides podalirius (scarce swallowtail), 543 nucleotides long. Lineage: Eukaryota; Metazoa; Arthropoda; Insecta; Lepidoptera; Papilionidae. The record is from the annotation of a GenBank genome assembly.
AUGGUUACAUUAUGGAUUUUCUUCGCUUUUGCGUCCCUACUUAUUGGCUUCCAAGCAAUGCCGGUCGAACCAAAAGAAAGUGGUGAUGUUAACGAGGCUAGCCAAAUAUCGGAGAUGCCGGUCUUCUUUAAUAAAAGGAAAGAGGAAUACGACAAAUUUCUAGAAGUAGUGAACUCUAUUUUUGAAGAAUCACUUCUUAACGACACUACACUUAAGAAAAACGAACGUUCUGACGUAAACAGGGAAGGAGGAGUGUCACUGACGGCGAUAGCCAAACCAGAAAAAUUGACUAAUAAUAAAACGAAAGAAGAAUACGACAAACUUCUAGAAUGGUCGAUGCCUUUUAUUGAAAAAGCAUUUUCUGACGCCACUGCACUUACGAAAAACGAACGUUUUGACAUACUCGGGGAAAGAAAAGUGUCAUUGACGACGAAAGGCCAACCCGAAAUAUCGAAUAAACAGGAAACGAAAGAAGAAUACGACAAACUUCUAGAAUGGUCGAUGCCUUUUGUUGAAAAAGUCUUUCUUAACGGCACCACGAUA